Lagopus muta (rock ptarmigan) is the source of this 8643-nucleotide messenger RNA. RefSeq names its product R3H domain containing 1 (gene R3HDM1). The transcript has 28 exons. Gene Ontology annotation, molecular function: nucleic acid binding. Lineage: Eukaryota; Metazoa; Chordata; Aves; Galliformes; Phasianidae. The record is from RefSeq and is a predicted model, not a curated record. Bases 4060 to 7596 code for a protein of 1178 amino acids.
GAUAAUACAGUUAAAGCAACUUCUGACUCCUGGGGAGAAAUGUAACUGUAUAAACCAGAGCAACUGUUGGGCACUGAGACAAGGUAAACAACUGCACGCUGUUUGGAGAUUUCCGAAUCACUUGCAGCAGUCCUAACUGGGAAUUUAGUGCUGACUGCGAUUCUGACUAUCAGAUUAGGGGAUAAACUACUUAAAACUAACAAAAAUGAGAUAAAUAUUGUACACAGCAGCAGAUAUUCUUUAGACUUGUUGAAAUAGCUGAUGAGCAUAAGCUUAUUUAAGAAGUAAAUUUUCAUUUGCCCAUUUUACUGGCAGUGUAUCUGCUUUGUGUGUUGAAUGUAGAUUUCAACCCCCCACACUUCUAAUCCAAUUUCCUGCCCUGUAUUUGAUGGAUACCAGUUAUUUUGUCAGCUGUGCUGUAUUGUUGUUUAUUUUUGAUGUGUUUUUGGUUUUUUCACCAUCAUGAUAUCAAUAAUUGCUUCCAAGAAGAAUGGAAAAUCACCUUUUCUCUUCAUCUUUUCAAAAGAAUCAAUUUCUUCCAUCCUGGGCAGAGCAAAGCUUCCUAUCUUUAUCUUCAUUGCCUAACAAGGAGCAGAUAGGAGUCUUGAUGCCUAUUACAGAAAUUGGAUUAAGUUGAGUAGAUCCUGUUCCCAGAAAUAUCCUCACUCAUUACAAGUCAAUUUAGCACUUUGCAAAUGAUGGUUUUCAAGUCAGAAACUGAAACAAAAGAUCCAGUAGUUUUAUGUGUGUCAUGAUUCUGUCAUAAAAUUCAGUAGUUUUGCUUAAUGACUUCUUUUGAUGUCUUUUUUAGUUACUUGCACUUUGGAUUACAGAAAAGAAGGCAGUAAAAGCACAGCAUUGAUGUUUUUUUUAUUUUUCUGACUGAAAAGUGUAUGCCUUCCUUGCACAAGGCUUUCAUCUCACAACUUACAACGGCAAUUUUCCCUCUGAAAAGGGGCACGUUCAGAACAAUUGUCUGGACUAAGUGAUUACUGCUUUUCAGAAGGAGAAAUGAAAGAAUUUAGGUGAUCUGUGGUAUACUGUUAUCUAGAUGAUGAAGAAGGGGAAGAGUGUGCAUUUCAACUUAUAUGUUGUCUGGACUGUUCAGGAGGGUGUCUGUGGUCUGUUGCAGCGCAUAAAGAUACUUAAAUCUGUUUAAUCCAACCUGUGUAAUAAUAGAAACUAGAAUUGAAUGAUCUCAGCUAUGAAUUUGUCUGAAUUAUAAGGAACUUUGGUGGUGGGAUGCUAUCCAAGUAACUCACUCUUGUGGCUCACAAAUCACAAGGUUGCCCUAUGGAUUUCAGUGAAUCCCUGGUGGGUUUUUUGUUUGUUUGGGUUUUUUUUUUAAGGAAAAAUUAGGUAGGCCAAGAUUCAGUUUUCUGUUUGUAUCUGUUGCUGUUAAUCUGAAUCAGAGGCUAAAUUGGCAGGCUUUAAAUCUAUCUGCAGUUGAUAAAUCUGUUCAUAGCAAUUGAUAGGAUUAUUUGCAGUUAGGUUGCUUUAGAAAACAAGGAUUUUUUUAUGUACUAAUCUUCUGGAUUGCCAAAAGCAAGCGCAUAGAUCUUUGCAGUAUGAAUUGCACUGAGGUGAAUGCUGGUAACCCUUUUUGGUAUAUGUUUUUAAAAUGGUGUUGCAAAGAGAACAAAGUGGACUUGGGAAAAAUAAAGAAAUAAAGAACUUUCAAUCUGUAUGGAGGCAGUACUGAUUACUGUCAUUGCACUGGUGACCCGGGUAGUGUGUAGGAGGUAAAUUAGAUUUUAAUUUCUGGGAUUAUAUGUGCAACUGGAUAUAAUCCUUUUUUCUUCAGCCUGUAAUCUUUUAAAACACUUUUUCUAAAUGUGAUUUAAAUGCUGUCAGUUAAACUGAAAAGCAUCUGUAUUCAAAUUGUGUAAACGUCAAAGGUUUGUGUGAGCGCCUUCCUAAGUCUUAAAUCACCAUCUGGAUUGUCUGGAAAACAAACUCAGCAACUGAACAGCUCCGCUUAUCCUUCCCUGCGUUUCUGUCAUCAUUUAUUUCCAGCUUGUUCUUUCAUCUCUAAUCCUUUCCCCUCCAUUAACGAUUUGAUGUUUUGAAAACACGGCCAGGCCUCUUUAUUUUCCAUGCUUCCUUAAGCCCAAGCAUCUGUAGUAACUUGUACUUGUCAAACUCUGUUGCAUGAGAUCUGAAACUGACCUGUGGCUGGGGAACACGGUCUGUGUGUUGCCUCGCUCUGCACACCGCUGCCAUCCCCUCAGUGGUGCUGAGGCACAAGUGCAGCUCGGAUACUCGAGCGAUGAGUGAGCGUGGAUUAAGAUCCAUCCCUUAGCAGUUAAGGAGGAGAAGUGAAAUGUCAAAUGCUGUUUAAAUGAUCACUUAAAAUCUUUCCUCGCCAAAUCUCUUUUGCAGGGUGAUGGCUUUUGGUUCUUUUUAGGGGUUGGUGAGGAGGCCAGGAAUACAGUUUUUCAUUUCAUGCUUGUAUAUUGUGAAGUGCUGCCUUGGGCUGUUUUUACAGUCACCAUUUUCCAGGAUAAGGAUUUAAUAUCUUAUUAUAUACAAAGCAAUUUGUUUACAGGCUGGUGAGACUUACUGUUGUGGAAUGUGAAGUGUUUGCUUUCUUUUGUUUCAUUGUAAAUCCUACUUGCCAACUUCAGUUCUGUAGGUAGUUGUUGAAACAGGAUAUGGCUUUUUCUCUUGUAACGUAGAGUUCUGUAUUUAGCUAGCUUCUGUGACAUGAAUUUAUGUGAAACCAGUUGCAGAAUGGUGAUAUUGACAAAGCAGUCGAACUGCUGAAAGGCUGGGCACUGUCACAUGGCCACAGAAGAUUGCUAUUAAUCUCAUUCUAGCAAGCUCGUAGCACACAGCAUUUUUCACAUCCCUUUAAGCUAAGAUGCAGCAUGUGGGAGGCACUGAAGAUCUUUCAGGAUAUGUCUUUUGGCCCCGUCUUCCUGCAUGUACUGCAGCUCCUCGUGUUGAAAGGGGAUGGCUUAGUGCGGAUUCUGUACUUAGAUUGGUUGAAAUUCUUCAUAACCACAGAAGAAAUGGCUCAUUUGUUUCUCAUUUCACUUUAAACAUUUGGAUGUUUUUCGCUUGUUGGUUUGUUUUCCUGAAACUGUUCUAAUUAUCCUGUUACUCACACGGAAAUUGAGUAGUUGAGCUGGUGUAACAGAAGGUAUUCUUGGUGUUCACUGUCAUUUGUACUGCUUUUAUGAUAAGCCCCGGAAUAGUUGUGAGAUAUGUGUUUGGGGAACACAGCACAGAGAUCCUGGUAAGCUUUAUUUCAGCAUGUCUUUCAGAGCUGAACUGCAGUUCUUGGCUUUGGGAUAUUUCUGCCACAUCCCUGGGAUACAUUUUGUUUGGUAUUCGAUAGCUGUUGUUGCCUGCCCCUUCAAACACACACCCUUGUGGGUGGUGGCAUUAUUUCUUUCUCAGGAAAGCAAAUCUGCAAAGAAGGAAGGUGGAACUUUGUCGGUGUUCUAGAAAUUUGUAAAACCUGAUCAAGGGCACGUACUUGAGUUGAAUAAAAAUAUCUUCUACAAUUCCAGAUGCCUGAAAUAUAGAUUAUGUACUGUGCUUGUAGAUUAACAACAUUGAAGAGAGAAUUGCUUAUACUGAGAGGGUUUUCUGAGCUUUCACGGCCUGUUGCUCCUCCACACCUGCUGGGCUUCUUGUUAACUGUCUUUUUCAGACUUUGGGAGGAUACCUUCUUGAUAGGAAUAGUUUCACUGGGAUGCCAACAGAAAGCUUAUUAUGACUACUUUGUAACUCUGCAGCACUGCAAUGCAAGUCUGAUGAAAACUAUUACUGCUGCUACAGGCAAAGCAAGCAGCAUGAAUACAUGCGUUUGAAAGGGAUGUUCUUGCUGAUUCAAGACAACAUCGUUCUGUCCGGGACUUUACACUGGGGAUAAGGACAUGGGACUCCUGCCAGAUUCCAGAUGGUUCAUUACAACUGACAUCUUCGUUGACAACUGUGAAAAGGAACUUUGGAUUAUUCUAUUUUAUUUUUGUGGGAAACCACAAUCCCCAAACUGUAGGACACAUCAGGUUCCGUGUUUCUUGUAGAAUUUUAAAAUAAUCUUUUCUAAUGAGGAUGUCUGAUAUUCUUACUGUAAAAGAUGAAACUGAUGCAAUGAAGGGUUCAGAAGCUGAAUUUAAAGAUACAGAUCCAGUUGAAAACCUUAUGAAAUCAGGAAGUCAAGAGCAGAUUCAAGUGGAAAAGGAUGAAAAUUGCCCUGAUAGCAAAAACAAUAUGCCGCGGCCAGUGCAGGCUUUUGGACAGACAGCAAAGAGGUCGAAGUCAAACACAAAGUUAAAGUUAGUUCGGAGCCUUGCUGUAUGUGAAGAGUAUCCACCACCUCCUACAGCUGAAAUAUCACAGGACCUCCAGGAGAAAAUUCAAAUCCAGUUGUCACAGUGUUGUGAAAAAGAAGAAAAGCCUGCAAAAGAUGAAACAGAAAAGGAGAAGUCCAGUGAUAAAUUGCACAGAAAAAUGUUAUCAAGAGAUUCCAGCCAAGAGUACACAGAUUCCACUGGCAUAGAUCUUCAUGAAUUUUUAGUAAAUACAUUAAAAAACAAUCCCAGGGACAGAAUGAUGCUGCUGAAAUUAGAACAGGAAAUUUUAGAUUUCAUUGGUAAUAAUGAAGCUCCAAGAAAAAAGUUUCCCCCAAUGACAUCUUAUCAUAGAAUGCUGUUGCACAGGGUAGCUGCUUACUUUGGAUUAGAGCACAACGUGGACCAGAGUGGGAAGUCAGUCAUAGUAAAUAAAACUAGCAAUACAAGAAUACCUGACCAAAAGUUUUGUGAGCAUAUAAAGGAUGAGAAGAGUGAUGACUUUCAGAAGCGGUACAUCCUUAAAAGAGAUAACUCUAGCUUAGACAAAGAUGACAACCAGAUGAGAAUACGAUUAAAAGAUGACAGAAGAAGUAAAUCCAUAGAAGAACGUGAAGAAGAGUAUCAGAGAGCUAGAGAGAGAAUAUUUGCACAAGACUCCCUGUGUUCCCAAGAGAAUUAUUUCACCGAUAAAAGAAUCCAGGAGGAAGAAACUAAUAGUACACAACAAAGACGACAGAUAUUUAGAAUCAAUAAAGAAACAUCAGGGAGAUCAGCCAACAGCCAUCAGAGCAGUACUGAGAACGAGCUGAAGUAUUGCGAGCCCCGGCCCUGGAGCAGCACCGACUCCGAUAGUUCCAUCCGCAGCCUGAAGCCAGCUGUAACAAAGGCCAGCAGCUUCAGUGGGAUCUCAGUUCUGACAAGAGGAGAUAGCUCUGGAAGCAGCAAAAGCACAGGCAGGCUAUCUGAGACAGGUUCAGAGUCUUCUAGUAGUGUAGGGUCAUCCACGGGUUCUCUUUCUCACACCCAGCAGCCUCUUCCAGUGCCAGCUCUAAGCCAGCCUUCUCAUGGCACGCCUGCCGUCUAUCCAACUGUCAGCACUAGUAACUCUCUUUCCUUUGAUGGUGGCAUAAAUGGGCAAGUGGCACCUACUAGCACUAGCUUCUUUUUGCUUCCCUUGGAAGCGACAGGCAUUCCACCUGGCAGUAUUCUGAUCAACCCUCAAACAGGUCAGCCAUUCCUUAAUCCAGAUGGCACUCCAGUUGUGUACAAUCCUCCUAUGCCUCAGCAACCUGUUAGGACCCAAGUGCCUGGACCUGCACAACAGCCACCUCUUCCCCCACAUCAGCAACAGCCAGCAGCUAAUCACAUCCUCUCACAGCCUAUCCGACCUCUACAGCCUUCUUCCCAGCCUGUUCAGUACUCUGCAGUCUCUUAUCCACCCCCGCUCCUGCCAGUCUCCUCUACCCAGCAAUAUUCUGUGCAAGACAACCUAGGAUCACAGUUUAGCCAUAUGAGUCUUGCCCGUCAGCCACCUGCUGAUCCAGCUGAACCUCACACCACUAUGUUCCAGUCCACUGUUGUCCUGCAGCCCCCGCAGCAGUCUGGUUAUAUCAUAGCAGCCGCUCCACCUCCACCACCUUCUGGCCAGCCGGUUUCUGCUCCGGGCUACUCUCCAUCCAGCCACCCUGUCAGCCAGCAGGUCCUCCCACAGCAGGGAUAUAUGCAGCAACCUGUGCCACAGAUGCCGGCCUGCUAUUGUACCCCCAGUCAGUAUCCGCACUCCAGUCAACAAUAUCGACCUGUUUCUGUCCAUUACAACACGCAGCAAAACCAACCAUUGGCACAGCCAGGACAGCAGACAGGUUACCAAGUUUUGCCUAACCAGCAGCAAAACUACCAGGGUUUAGUUGGAGUUCAACAGUCUCAGAAUCAAAGUCUAGUCAGUGGCCAACACAACAACGUUGGGAAUCAAAUUCAAGGUGUGAUUGUUCCAUAUCCUUCAGUGCCAUCUUAUCAGGUUUCGGUGCCUCAAGGUUCCCAGGCAGUGCCCCAGCAGACAUAUCAACAGCCUGUAAUAAUUCCUGGUCAGUCAAAUCAAGGAUUGCCCACAACAGGAAUGCCAGUUUACUACAGUGUCAUUCCAUCAAAUCAACAGAAUAAUUUAAGUUCAUCAGUAGGAUAUUUGCAGCCUCCUGGAUCAGAGCAGAUACAGUUUCCUAGAACAUCAUCACCCUGUAACUCACAGCAGCUUCAAGGACAGCAAUGUGCAGUUUAUAACAACCAUUCAAGUCAGAAGCCAUCACCUCCUACAUUAUUGUCACCUUCAUCAAAGUCAAAGCUGCCACAGGCUGCUUCCAUUUUGCACUACAGCAUAGUGUCUCCACCCUCAUGUAAAAGUUCACCCACUGGUCUUUCCAUCAUGCAGCCAAUAAAAGCAGUAGCAGCACCACCGGGUGGAGGAGUAGUCAUGAUGCAGCUAAAUAUACCCAACAACCCUCAGCCUCGGAACCAUUCACCUCCACAGUGGAAACAGAAUAAAUAUUACUGUGAUCAGCAAAGGGGGCAGAAGUCCACAGAACUUAGCACUUUAGACAGUGCUGCACAGUUGCAGCAUAGUCCUCAACUAGGUAGUCCUGUCACCUCGCCAGCCCAGUCACCAGCACCAGCUCAGCUGUCAAACCUCAAGAACAUCCGUCCCACGUUAACACCUCUUUCUAUUGUGCCCCAGUUUUCUAGACCUUUCAUCCCUGGACAAGGAGAUGCCAGAUACCCAUUGCUUGGCCAGCCCCUGCAAUACAAUCCACCAUCUUUAUUACGUGGACAAGUAGCAAGCCAACAGUGUCAGCCUGGAAACAGACAUGGAAACAGGGGAAAGAAACCAGCAAAGAAGGCUGCUUCAGCGGAUCUCAGUGCAGGAGAGCCAGCUGUGGGAAAAGUUCUAGAAAUAACAGAGCUGCCAGAAGGUAUAACGCGUAUGGAAGCAGAAAAACUGUUUGGAGAACUUUUAAAAGUCGGUGCCAAGAUCCGGUGGCUGAGGGAUUCACAGUGUCUACAAACACAGCAGCACCACCGGCGGUACUGUGGCAGCGGAGAUAGUAAUGUGAACACUGAGCCAUGCAAAUCUACUGACUUGGCCUCCACUUACACGGUUCUAGCUAUGUUCCCUACAAUGUCGGCUGCUCAGAACGCAUUGAAGAAACAAAGUAGUACCUCAGUUAACAAGUUCAGGCUGAGAACAAGCAAGAAGCACUACGACUUUCAUAUCCUUGAAAGGGCUAGUUCUCAGUAGCAGUUACAUCGAUGGACACUCAGCCUUUACUACUUCCAUGUCCUUCUCUCCUUGAUCGGCUUAAUGUUGUGGGGUUUCUGUUCUUUUCACAGAGAUUCCUGGGAUGUUUUGUCAUAAGUGACAUUAGCCAUUGAAGAAUAACCCAGUGAUCCAGCACGAUGAAAAAGUUAAUUCCAGACAAGAGCAAGAAAUCAUCUUUGGGAAAGGCAGCUUUCUAUACAGAAUGCCGUUGAAAUGCCCCCCACCCCCCAACUUUUAUAAUAGUUUUGUUUUAUAUUUUUGACUUCUUGUAUCAGAUCCAAAGUUCUAUUGUACAGCAAACGUUCAUAAAAGCCCAUGUUCAGAUUUGUAUUUUAUAAUCCCUGUUCACUGCCAGCACACAGCUGUCCAUUCCAAAGCAGGAACCUGAGGAUUGGUACAGGGGGAAAGAGAACCAUUUCCAAGGAAUUACGCUCAUUUUGUAGUGAACUGCCCAAAAUAUUCAGAUUAACCUGUUCCCUGUCCCUUGCAUUUCUUUUGUUUUUUAAAGAAAAGAAACAUAUAAUUUUAGUAACUAGUUAAUUCCUUAGAUGGUUGGUUUCUUUUGAGAUUCAUUCAAGCGAUGUCAAAAGAAAUUACAAGUUCAUUGUACCCUGGAAGGAUUCGCUUUGAUCCAAUGAGUUGAAGAAGUAUUUAAAGGGGAAUAUGAAUAGAUUACGAAGAAUGUUCACUGAAUCACAUUUUAAUAUUUCUUUUUAGCAAAAAAAGUGAAGAAACUAAAAUGGAUCUUCACAAGUGACAAAAUGUUUGCACUUUAAUUGUGUUCCCACCAGUAUGAAUCUCUUUCUCUUUCUUUUCACGCUAAGAUAAUUGUGUUUGAUAAGAGCUGGAAACUUUUUUAAUGGUUUAAGUUUUCAUCAUUUGCAGAUACUCACUGGACAUCAAAAGACUCAUUGCACAUAAAAAUGAAACAAACUUUUUUUCAAUUUGUGUAAUUUGCAAGGCUGUACAAUGUGUGCUGAUGCAAGCCUUUUUCAGUUCAAGAAAAUAAAUGUUUACAAACACAGA